This is a messenger RNA of Styela clava, 2116 nucleotides long. RefSeq names its product condensin-2 complex subunit H2-like. Lineage: Eukaryota; Metazoa; Chordata; Ascidiacea; Stolidobranchia; Styelidae. Gene Ontology annotation, molecular function: chromatin binding. Gene Ontology annotation, cellular component: condensin complex; nucleus. The record is from RefSeq and is a predicted model, not a curated record. Gene Ontology annotation, biological process: mitotic sister chromatid separation; meiotic chromosome condensation.
ACUACAUACAGAUAUAGUCUAUUGUCCUUUUAUCUAUACAAUCUGACAAUUCACGGGAAAGUAAGGAAAGAAUGUAUUUUGAAAUUCUGAUAUGUGAAAAAUGCCUAGUGACGGGUGUUAAAUCAAACUCUUUCCCUAAUGACUUACAGACUUAUGAGUGUAAUUCAGCAAUUUCUGCAACGUUUACUAAUCACAGCUGAGUGAUGGUUCUUUUUCACUGUAUUUUUUUUAUCAUGGUAUAGCCUAUUUCUGUUUAAGCAAGUUGCAAUAAUGGUUUUCUCAGAAGAUAAUUAGAGGAACCUAAACGUAAAUAUGGUGUUAUCAGAAGAUCUUCAGAAAAAGUAUGGCUUCUUGCUACAGCCAAUAAAGGAUAUUACUAAGAAUUGGGAAAUAGAUUUAACACAUGUUUUGGAAGAAUAUAUGGAAGAAUUAGAAAAAAUGACUUUUGAAUUUGACAAUGGAAAAACUGUGCUUAAUUUUGCGGAAGCAUCCUUGCUCAUUCAAGGAACAGCCUGUGUAUGGAGUAAAAAAGUUGAAUACUUAUAUGUUCUCGUAAAACAGACACUAGAAAUGAUCACAAACAGACAGAAAGAGGUUCCCGAUGAAAAUCCCAACAAUUCUUCUAGUGAUAAAACUAUUGAUCCCAAUUUUGACGAUGAUGAAGAAAAAUUGCUAAAUCUGAAUGAUGUUGCAAUAACUUCGAAAAGAGAAUUCACUUCGAAUUAUGACCCAAUUACACCUAUUCCUAUAACCCCUACAGCAAUGCUUGAAAAUGAUAAUGAUGAAAGAGGAAGAUUGAUAUUGUCUGAAAACAAGAAUGACUCCGUUUGUUACACAAAUGAUUUUUGGGAGAAUCGUUUUAUCCCAUUUGAAAAAAGAAUGAGUGUUCUUGAUAGGGAUUCAGGUGGGUUUUUGGAUGAAAUUAUAGUUCCAUCAUUAGAAGAAUUAGAAAUUGCUCCGAUGAACAUUUUUUCUCGGUCUGAAGAACCUGUGGAGACAAAUUCUGUCCAAGAAGAAAUGGAUAAUUUUGGUGGAAUCGACGAGUCCAUGGAUGCAGGAGCUGCUGCUGAUGACAUGGAUGAUGCUCCUCCAUUCGUUAAAAAUAUAGAACAAGAAAAAACUGUUAUAGAAAGAAUGCAGUUAAGAGAAAGGUUUCUUGCCAAGCCUGUACCUAUACAUGAAACCCCAGUUUUUCCCACCAUCCUUGAUCCACAUGAGCAUUGUAGAAUACCUUGCUUUGCGGUCAAAAAAUAUGAAAAAAUCAGGUCUUAUUGUAUUCCAGCUUCCAUUCGCCAAUCUAAAACCACUAGAAAAAGAAAGAUCAACAGCCCGACUGUGGAUAAAGUUGAAGAAAUAUCACUUUUCAUAAUGAACAAAGGUUACAAGAAAAGGAGAGACAUCAAGUAUCAUGAUAAAUGUCUUGAGAAAUUCAUAGCUGGAGAAACUAAAGAAAGAGCUUUACUUUGGAAAAGUAUAAAACUAUUAGCGAUGACAAGUGAUGUUGACCAUUCACUUGGAAUGCCUGGAAAAGAUGUAGGCCCUGAUGCGGUGUUUGGCGAAGAAGAACAACUUGAACCAAUGAAUCAUGACUCGACAAUACAUUCGGAUCAUUUUUCAUCUGACCUAGAUGACCUUAUUGGUGAUGUGAUAGAUAAUCAAGGCAAGGGGAAUCAUACUGCACAUGAAACUGUAAGCAGUCCCAUUUCUUAUGAAGACCUCGUUCGCCACCAUGUUGAAAUGUUCUAUUCUGCUGCUAGGCGAUUCAAAGAAGAAACUGCGUUGUCACAAAGAGUAAAGUUAUGGGAUGAAUCUAUUACUCCACGUCUUGCAGAACAAAAUUCAAGACCGGAAUUUGACAUCCAUAAGUAUGGAGGAAUGAUGCUGAAAAAAUUUGAAAAGCCACAAGAUACUAAAUUAUUUGAAGAUGCUAUUGAAUCGCCAAAUUCAUGGUACAUUUGUAGACUAUUUGCAGCUACAUUGCAGCUUGUUAAUGACAACAAUUUUCUUAUAAGUAAAGAUUCUGAUUUCCAAAAGUCUGUUAACACAAUGAAAUUAACGCUGUUGAGUCAUCAUAGACUCUGUGAACGUUUUGAUGAUUAUUCUUCGAAAUCCUAAA